Molecule: messenger RNA, 2183 nt
Organism: Eucalyptus grandis
Lineage: Eukaryota; Viridiplantae; Streptophyta; Magnoliopsida; Myrtales; Myrtaceae
Product: protein trichome birefringence-like 10
Cellular component (GO): Golgi apparatus
Molecular function (GO): O-acetyltransferase activity
Source: RefSeq, a predicted model, not a curated record
GAGAGAGAGAGAGAAUCCACUUUACAGCAAGAACCGCUCGCGCAGCCCUCCACUUUCCCCACGAACGCAUUUCUUGCCACUCCAUUUCCAUCAUCAAUCGCCAUCCUCCCUCCACUCCACUCUUCUCCUCAAAUCCUCUCCCUACAAAUUCUUCCCUUUCUUUAAGCAGAUCUCUAUCCAUCUUUCUCUCUCUUGUGGAGAGGAAAGUGGGUUCGGUUCGGUUCAGUUCAGUUCAGGGAAGCUUCUUAGCUUCUUGACGCCGAUUUCUUCCGUUUCCUGGUUUUCUUUCUUGCCUUUUCUUUCACACCCGUUCAAGAGUCGGAACCCAUGUGUCUAACUGACCCGCCAAGCAACGACGCGAGACCGGAGUAACUGAACCGCCCGCAGAGCAAAGGGAGAAUCACGCGGCCUAACAUGCCAUGACAUUGCCGGGCGCCGAGCUCUGCCACAAGUUCAAGCGCCUGCGGCUGUUCGAGCCGUCGGUGGGGGUGCUGGGCUUCGCUGUCGCCUUCUGCGUGGUCUGCGGCUUCUUCUACUUGGACUACCGGAGAGGGUACGGGAAGUUCUCCGGGAGAUCGGAGAGGUUCGUGUGGUUGCAGGUGCACGGCGGCGACGGCGAUCGCGAGAUCAGAAAGUCAGAUUUUUUGGAGAGGAACGGCGAUGGCGGGUGCGAUUUGUUCGAAGGGGACUGGGUUUGGGACGAUAGCUAUCCCUUGUACGAGUCCAGGGACUGCAGAUUUUUGGACGAAGGCUUUAGGUGCUCUGAGAACGGACGGCCCGAUUCGUUCUACGCCAAGUGGAGAUGGCAACCCAGGAAUUGCAAUUUGCCCAGAUUUGAUGCCAAAUUGAUGCUGGAGAAACUGCGGAACAAGCGGCUCGUUUUUGUGGGGGAUUCUAUCGGGAGAAACCAAUGGGAGUCUCUCAUGUGCAUGCUCUCCUCUGCAGUUUCUGAUCAGGACUCGAUCUAUGAAGUGAAUGGUAGUCCAAUCACAAAGCACAAAGGCUACUUGGUGUUCAAAUUUAAGGAGUUCAACUGUACUCUGGAGUACUAUAGAGCUCCGUUUCUGGUGCUGCAAGGCCGUCCUCCUCCAGGAUCGCCUAAGAAGAUCAAAACGACCCUGAAAUUAGAUCAGAUGGACUGGACCAGUUCCAAGUGGAGAGAUGCAGACAUGCUGAUCUUCAACACUGGGCACUGGUGGAACUUUGAGAAAACUAUAAGAGGUGGUUGUUAUUUCCAAGAAGGGUCAGAGGUGAAGCUGGAAAUGGCAACGGAAGAUGCACAUAAGCGAGCCAUUGAGACUGUCCUGCAGUGGAUACGCAAUGAGGUCAAUACAGAAAAGACACAGGUCGUUUUUCGCACAUUCGCACCGGUGCAUUUCAGAGGGGGGGACUGGAGGAAUGGAGGAAGCUGUCACUUGGAGACCCUGCCGGAGCUGGGUGCCUUGUCAGCCACUCCUGAAACAUGGUCUCAAUUCAAGGUUGUUUCUGAUGUAUUAUCAGCUCAUUCAAGUGCACCAAAGGCAAUCAAAUUCGAUGUGCUGAACAUAACUCACAUGACUUCUCGGAGGAAAGAUGGCCAUGCCUCUCUCUAUUAUCUGGGCCCUGAUACUGGUCCAGCACCUGUUCAUAGACAGGACUGUAGCCAUUGGUGUCUGCCUGGAGUCCCGGAUUCUUGGAACGUGCUACUUUACGCACUGUUCCUUAAACACGAUUCUAAUAGGGAUCAAUAAAGUGAAGCAGCAAUUGCACAGAAUUUGACUCCAGUCAACCACAGGAUCAUUGCAAUAUAACGGAUGAAGUCGCAGUGUCUAGCGAAGGCGACCGAUAUAUGGGAUUUACUUACAGAAGUUGCACGCGAAGUCAAAAGUGAACCGGAUAUUCUCUGUACAUUAUGCACAUACUGAAUGGUGGCCAGCUGAAUUGCGGAGAUGUUUUGGCACAUUGGAGGAAUAACCGAGCUUGUAGCUGGAGAAGCAUUAUAGUGAUUGGGCAGAUCCGUGAUUGGAUUAGACGGAAUUGAUCUUUUCUCUUGCAGAAUGUUGUAAUCAGCGAAGCGGGUUUUGGUGUAUCCUGGUUUCAGCUUUUCUGAAACCGAACUCAUUUGGUUCCAUUGUUGCUGGAGAAGAGCAAAUACACAUACCAAUACCAGGGACGAGCAUUUUACUCGUCUUUCUUGAAUUCAA